AUGUCUUCAACACUUACUCCGUUCCUUUAUCAGACAAGGACACUACAGCGAGCUCUCACAAAUUCAGCCCGAAUCGCUUCAAGAUCAUACGCAUCCCACCGACAACUUCGCUCCAGCAAGGAUACUUCAAUCCCAUUCGAUUGGACCAAUGUACCCCUCCCAGAAGAGGCUCACUCUCCUAGCCGUAGCGGCGGCUUGGGCGAAUCGAAUAAUGAUGAGAAACCUUCGACGAUAACGCCCUCCGAGGCGCAUAUUUUCAAAAAGAUUUUCGACGAGAUAGCCCAGGGAAAGAUGCCCCGAGCUAGAGCCAAGCGCCCAACGCCUUCCAUCGAAAACGAGCCGCCUAAAGAGGACCUUGGGGUCUCGUCGCCCGAUGCAAAUUCCCGUUCCAUUGUUGUACAAGCCCGUAUGGCCGAUUUCCGAGAGAGGGUGUUAUCCAGGUUUCCACAGUCCUUGCGGGAGGCAGCACAACUCGCCCUAGGCCUGUUCGAGCUCAAAGAUGGCGCUGGUGUGAUUGAGACGGAGACAAAUGAACAGAAGGCUGAGCGCAGCAGGUUUGAGCAAAUAAGGGAGAAGGAAAAAGAUCGGGUCUUUGCACUUAUGAAAGCGUGCAAAAGCGAUGCUGAGCUAUGGAAGUUGAUGGAAACGGCGGUGUUCUCAUUGCCCGAGGAGCUGGGGAUCGCCACUCAGGAAAAAAAGAAGCAGCGAGGGAGGAAAUCAUCGAAGGCAUCAGUACCUGCGGAUAAGGCUACCGCCGUCGAAAGCGCUGCGGCUAAGGAGGGGGCUGGCCAAGGCCGGAAGCACAUCAUGGACAUCGACGGCCCCCUCUAUUCUCAAUAUCUGAACCAUGGACUCACUUUGCUCGACACUUCGUUUGCGAAGCCAUCUCCUUUUGCUCUCCAGAUCCUGCCCCGAGUUAGGUCCCUUGGCCUGCCAUCCUACGUCUUGGGUGUUUCUACCAAAUUCUACACCACCCUCGCUGCCAUCCAUUGGAACCGCUUUGGCGACGCUUCAUCAGCGUUGGACGUGCUCCAAGAAAUGAUGGCAACCGGCCUCACUGCUGACGAUGAUGUCAAAGCUCUGCUAGUGCGUAUCCGAGAUAAUGUUCUCGGAUGCACCUGGGGUGUCCAGGGCCCAUUUGUCAGUGGCAUGAUGGAAGCCCCGCCGUACGAUGGCGCCCUGAUGCAGCGAAUCCAGGAGCUGUAUGACUUGGCCGAGGACACGAUCAAACAGGCAGAAGAUUACAGCGGAUGA
Molecule: messenger RNA, 1254 nt
Organism: Clonostachys byssicola
Lineage: Eukaryota; Fungi; Ascomycota; Sordariomycetes; Hypocreales; Bionectriaceae
Source: the annotation of a GenBank genome assembly